GGCUUCGUCGCUCAGUCGCGGCGCAAGGACGCGGCAUUCGCUUUCCUGACUCGCUCCGAAGCAGCAGCAACAGCCGAGAUGUCUGGACGUGGCAAGGGCGGCAAGGGGCUCGGCAAGGGUGGCGCGAAGCGUCAUCGUAAGGUGUUGCGUGACAACAUCCAAGGCAUCACCAAGCCUGCCAUCCGUCGCCUCGCUCGCCGUGGCGGUGUCAAGCGUAUCUCUGGCCUGAUCUACGAGGAGACACGCGGUGUGCUCAAGGUGUUCCUCGAGAACGUGAUUCGGGACGCCGUCACCUACACUGAGCACGCCAAGCGCAAGACCGUGACCGCCAUGGACGUUGUGUAUGCCCUCAAGCGUCAGGCACGACGCGCGCGGCGCAGGGGUCAUUUUCACUCCGGCAGUCGACGACUUCGGACGCUCGCUCCGUUCGCCAUGGCCAGGACCAAGCAAACCGCCCGUAAGAGCACCGGUGGGAAGGCUCCGCGUAAGCAGCUUGCUACCAAGGCUGCUCGCAAGAGUGCACCUGCCACAGGUGGGGUUAAGAAACCGCAUCGGUACAGGCCUGGGACCGUGGCCCUUCGUGAAAUUCGCCGCUACCAGAAGUCGACCGAACUUCUCAUCCGCAAGCUGCCGUUCCAGCGCUUGGUGAGGGAAAUCGCUCAGGAUUUCAAGACCGACCUCCGAUUCCAGAGUUCGGCUGUGAUGGCCCUUCAGGAGGCCAGCGAGGCCUACCUGGUCGGUCUCUUCGAGGACUGGAUGUUGCGUGACAACAUCCAAGGCAUCACCAAGCCUGCCAUCCGUCGCCUCGCUCGCCGUGGCGGUGUCAAGCGUAUCUCUGGCCUGAUCUACGAGGAGACACGCGGUGUGCUCAAGGUGUUCCUCGAGAACGUGAUUCGGGACGCCGUCACCUACACUGAGCACGCCAAGCGCAAGACCGUGACCGCCAUGGACGUUGUGUAUGCCCUCAAGCGUCAGGGCCGCACCCUCUACGGUUUCGGAGGCUAAGCAGCGCGCGUGCGCGACGUCGUCUGCAAGCAGCGCAUCAGCUCCUCUGAAGAACCCAACAGCCCUCUUCAGG
This is a messenger RNA of Dermacentor andersoni, 1078 nucleotides long. Lineage: Eukaryota; Metazoa; Arthropoda; Arachnida; Ixodida; Ixodidae. The record is from RefSeq and is a predicted model, not a curated record.